ACACAACUACUACUACUUAUUAUUACAACAUAAUAACAGAAAACAUGUCUAAGGCUGUCGGAAUUGACUUAGGUACGACAUACUCAUGUGUCGCACAUUUCACAAACGAUCGUGUUGAGAUCAUUGCAAACGAUCAAGGUAACAGAACCACACCUUCCUAUGUCGCCUUUACAGACACGGAGAGAUUGAUUGGUGAUGCUGCUAAGAACCAGGCUGCAAUGAACCCAAAGAACACCGUGUUUGAUGCUAAGCGUUUGAUUGGUCGUAAGUUUGACGACCCAGAAGUUACAGAGGAUGCUAAGCACUACCCUUUCAAGAUUGUCGAACAGGGCGGUAAGCCAAAGAUUGAGGUUGAAUUCAAGGGUGAGACCAAGGUGUUCACCCCUGAGGAGAUCUCUUCAAUGGUUUUGACAAAGAUGAAGGAAACAGCUGAGAACUUUUUGGGUAGCGCCGUGAAGGAUGCCGUCAUCACGGUGCCGGCCUACUUUAACGAUUCUCAAAGACAAGCUACCAAAGAUGCCGGUUUGAUUGCUGGUUUGAACGUUCUUCGUAUCAUUAACGAACCAACUGCAGCAGCAAUUGCAUACGGUUUGGAUAAGAAGGGUCAAAGUGAACACAACGUCCUUAUCUUCGAUUUGGGUGGUGGUACUUUCGAUGUCUCAUUGCUUUCUAUUGAUGACGGUAUCUUUGAAGUUAAGGCAACCGCCGGUGAUACCCACUUGGGUGGUGAAGAUUUCGAUAACAAGCUUGUUGACUUCUUGGCCACUGAGUUCAAGAGAAAGAACAAAAAGGAUAUCACCUCAAACCAAAGAUCUUUGAGAAGAUUGAGAACCGCUGCAGAGAGAGCCAAGAGAACCUUGUCAUCUUCUGCACAAGCUUCAAUCGAGAUUGACUCAUUGUUCGAGGGUAUCGAUUUCUACACUUCUAUUACUAGAGCCAGAUUCGAAGAGUUAUGUUCCGAACAAUUCAGAUCAACUUUGGAGCCAGUGGAGAAGGUUUUGAAGGAUGCCAAGUUGGACAAAUCUCAGGUUGACGAGAUUGUCCUUGUUGGUGGUUCUACCAGAAUUCCAAAGAUUCAAAAAUUGGUUUCUGAUUUCUUCAACGGUAAGGAGCCAAACAAGUCCAUCAACCCUGAUGAGGCUGUUGCUUACGGUGCUGCUGUCCAAGCUGCUAUCAUCACUGGUGAUACCUCCAACACAAAGACCCAGGACUUGUUGCUUUUGGAUGUCGCUCCAUUAUCCCUUGGUAUUGAGACCGCUGGUGGUAUCAUGACCAAGUUGAUUCCAAGAAACUCCACCAUCCCAACAAAGAAGUCAGAGACUUUCUCUACCUAUGCUGAUAACCAACCAGGUGUGUUGAUUCAAGUGUUUGAAGGUGAGAGAACCAGAACCAAGGAUAACAACUUGUUGGGUAAGUUUGAGCUUUCUGGUAUUCCACCUGCACCAAGAGGUGUUCCACAGAUCGAGGUUACCUUUGACAUUGAUGCCAAUGGUAUCUUGAACGUAUCUGCUGUGGAGAAGGGUACUGGUAAGUCCAACAAGAUCACAAUCACCAACGACAAGGGUAGAUUGUCCAAGGAAGAUAUCGAGAGAAUGGUUUCCGAAGCUGAGAAGUUCAAAGCUGAGGAUGAAAAGGAAGCUGAGCGUGUUGCAUCAAAGAACGGAUUGGAGGCUUACGCUUACAGUUUGAAGAACACCAUUGGCGAAUCUGGUUUCAAGGAGAAGGUUCCAGCUGAAGACCUCGAGAAAUUGACCAAGGAAAUUGACAGCACCAUUACUUGGUUGGACGAGUCGCAAGCUGCUUCCACUGAAGAAUACAAGGAUAGACAAAAGGAGUUGGAAGGUGUUGCUAACCCAAUCAUGAAGACAUUCUACGAAGCUGGUGGUGCUCCAGGCGCCGGUGCCGGUGCUGCUCCAGGUGGGUUCCCAGGUGCCGCUGGUGGUGCUGCCCCAGGUGGUGAUUCUGGUCCAACCGUUGAGGAAGUUGAUUAAAACAAUCGUCCCUUCUUAUAACUGGUUUUUCUCACAUUUU
This is a messenger RNA of Williopsis jadinii, 2031 nucleotides long. Its product is annotated as stress-seventy subfamily A protein. The coding region runs from base 45 to 1991 and encodes 648 amino acids. Lineage: Eukaryota; Fungi; Ascomycota; Saccharomycetes; Phaffomycetales; Wickerhamomycetaceae. The record is from RefSeq and is a predicted model, not a curated record. Gene Ontology annotation, cellular component: cytosol; cytoplasm; nucleus. Gene Ontology annotation, molecular function: heat shock protein binding; misfolded protein binding; ATP hydrolysis activity. The transcript has a single exon. Gene Ontology annotation, biological process: vesicle-mediated transport; protein refolding; cellular response to unfolded protein.